AUGGAGGACAACGUGGAGGAUUUGUGGAUAUUGCUCGACGAGGGAAUUCCCAGUCGAUAUCCUUUAGCAGGAUGCUAUCUGGAGAUCAGCCAAAAAGACGAUAAAAGAGGCUUGACAAAGGUAUUGGCUAAAAACCGAGAUCUCAUUCGGAUCUAUGACCAAGAAAUUCUUUCACCAAUUUUCGACUCGAUCCUUUUGACGCCCUCAAUAAAUAAAGAAAAGUUGAAAGGAAUUGAGAAAUUCUUUCGAUCUUCCCAAUUUCAAUGUUUUAAGAAAAGAGUGGACUCAAAAAGUGAAUUACUAUUUCUAUUCGUUGAAGAGAAAAAACGAAUCCAUCUCUAUGCCAAAUGUCAACUAGCUGAUUCUCCAUUUCUCGCUGAGAGAAUCCUUCCAUUUCUUGAAUUUCCUUCAGUGAUAAAGACUCUCAUUUAUCAGAAAUUGUCGACGAUUUCGCGUUUUCGUUUGUUAAAGGCAAAUCAUCAAUUGAGAAAUAUAAUUCUGACAAAUGGAGCCUUUCCGAAGAUCGUUUGGUCUUUGAGAAUCGACAGAGGUCAAGAGAUUCGAAUCCAAUCCACUGCCGACUCUCGGCCCUACGAAUUCCAAAGUGAAGAGAAUUUCAUCGAUCUCUGCCGAGCAAUUCAAGGCGUUGAUUCUCUUACAGUCGCUGAUUGGGAUGCUCAGCUUCUGCCACUUCGAGAAUUGUUUCCAAAUCUACGCCACAUAAAGUAUUUCAUUUGUCCAAAAGAAAGCAGUUUCCCAAAUUUGGCCAAUUUUUUCAACGAAUCAAAAGCUGAUGUUUUUGGCGAAACCGAUUUGAGAUUCAAAAGAGAACCGGGUGCCUUGGAAUUCGAGAAGAAUCCUUUCAAAGAUUGUUGUCGAAUUCGAGUCGAUGGAGUCAUUGGAAUCUUGGAAUUUCUUCGAGGAAUCAAAGUCGAAGUAUUGGAAGUUUCACCAAGACAAAAAGAUCAACUAGAGGAGAUGAGAUUUCUGAUCGAUCAUGGCAUUCCAAGUGCUCAUCCUUGCUCGUAUCUUCAACUCUAUGGCUCAAAAAUGAACACUGUCAACGGUGGGGAAUUGAUUGAAUUAUGCAAAGAGCAGAAAAAUAUAAUUCUUUCUGUCGAUUUAUCUGAUAAACUUCUCGACUCUUUCAAGUCAUUCACCGAAAUUUUCACGGGAAUCGAUCCACGAGAUUUACCCAUCGUUUUCUCGUUCAGCAAAUGUUUCAACCCAAAGAUUUGUCAUUAUCUACUUGUUGCCGUGAACGAAUAUAUUUAUUUAUUGAUGCAACAAUCAAAUGAA
This is a messenger RNA of Mesorhabditis belari, 1299 nucleotides long. The record is from the annotation of a GenBank genome assembly. Lineage: Eukaryota; Metazoa; Nematoda; Chromadorea; Rhabditida; Rhabditidae.